GGAGGAUUUCACUCAACAAAGGACUCGCCAUCUCUCUAUAUACACACAGACACACUCUAUUGCUUGAUUGAUUUUGGGCUGCAAAUUCAAAAUCAACAGUGAUGCUACCAAAAUGCCAAUCCAUAUAGUUCAGAAGCUAAUAGUUCGUAGGAUCUAAAGGUUGUUUGAAAUCCUUCAUAGAUGAUGACAUGCAUGGCAUUCUCUUUUACUUCAUUUUGAAGGAACAUCUAAUAUAUUACUUUUUGUGAGUUAAUUGGCACAGAUUUAGUGCUUUUGAAAUGUUUUUAUACAAUGUUUCGAUGUUUUUGUUUCAUCAUAUCUCAUGACUUUCUUUGAUGGAUGUUUACAUUUGGUCUUAAGCCCGCAUUGUUCAUCAACAAAUGCAGCCCGCGAUCCAUGUUAUGCUGUUGCAGCACAUGUAAUUAUGUUUCUUUAUUUGGAUUUCUAGAAUCCAUAUUUGUGAACAUGCUUCUACCGUCAGUUUGUCUAUCCUGGUGACUCAAAAACAAUGCAGUGACAGAUAUUGUUUAGUGUAAUAUAAUAUUAAAGCAAUGUGAAGACUGAGGGCAUUGCUGGAUGCACCAUAAACAUGUUUUCCAGUUGAUGCAGAUCAAUAUUCACUUUAUCCUCACUAAAGAGGUGUAAGUCUCUUACCUUCUACAGUUCUCCACCUUUGUAAGGAUUUUCCAACUCAAGUACCUAGUCAUUAUAGUCCAGAGUAGUCAUAUUUGCAUAGUCAUGUUGCAAAGCAGUGUUAAAUUUAUGCAAUUCGUUGCUUCUUUGGAGAACUUACCAUAUCUUCUACUUGUGUGUUCAAUGUUAAUAUUGUGGCUGAUGGAACUUUCUUUCAUUUUUCUAAAAUACAUCAUAAUUAUACUUCUCUCUUCAGACCACUUGUCCAAUUGUCCACCAUUUUAUAGAGCCCAUACAAACUUCAUCAGCAACUCUGCUUCUAGUUAAUGGGUAUCUAUUCCUACAAAUUUAUUCUUCAUCGAAAUUCUGAUGCUCUUGUGUGACAUAACUUUCCAUUACUGUGAGUAAAUACAACUUGGAGUUCAGUGCAUCAAGCAACCUGAGUUUCUUCAACAGCCUCUAUUUCACCCUACCCAAAGUAUGUGUUGCUCCAGUCAAACAUAUUCUUAUUCUUGUAGUAAUGAUCUUGCAGUUUGAAUUCCUAUCCUGCAACAUAGGAAUGAAACCAAUAUUUCUGAGAGCUAAUGCUUCAUAAAAACCUGCUCAACAAAUAAAGUUCCUGUAAAGAUUGUGACAAUGUGUCAAUCAUCUUGAAAAUAACCGGUAUUUAUGUGUAAUACUUCAUUCAAUGGAUCUUCCUCUUUGCAUAUUCUUAACACUUUUUCUUGACCUGUACUCUUUAUAAUGGUAAAGGUGCACCUUUCUGUCCCACCAAAUUCUGUCCCAUUUCUUGCUAGGGUUGAAAGAUAAAGUCAAAAUGAUCUGGCUUUUAUUCCCACACAAACAUAAUAAGGCCCUACCUAUCUUCAUAUUCUACCUGAUCUGCACAAUGCCAGGCUGCAUAUGCAGGUUGCGCAGGCUGCAUAUGCCAAGGCAACACAUACCUGUGCUGCCAUAUGGACCGCUUCAUAGAAAAGCUAGCCAUCUUGUAGAAAUAUAGAUUCUUUCCCUUGUAUUAGAUCAGAAAGCGCCACCCAUAAUUUCAUUCCACAAGGAAAAAAGGUGAAACACCAAAGGUGGACAGAGACGAAGGAGAUGAGAAGUGUAAAAGCCUAAAUCAUUAAGCAAAGUAGCAAUCUUAUGACGAGACCCAUCCAAGUUGGAUUAUUGGUAAAGUGGCCCAAACAGGGAACCAUCGUUGGAUUUUUGCUGGUGAAUUCAACUCUAAGUCUCCAUCAGAGUGCAGAGAGAAAUGGGAACUUCAGUUUGAAGCUGGUAUCAAGACAAUUCUGCUUGUACCUGUUAUACCUCAUGGGCUUGUGCAACUUGGCUCAUUAGACAUGGUCACGGAAGAUUCAACACUGGUGGUUCACAUUAAAGAUUUAUUUUCUACACUUUAUCAUAUCUCAGGGACUUGCAGUUCCUUAGCCCCGAGGGUUGAUUUUCUGAAUCCUUUCUCAUCAUUCAGUAUGCCUUCCUUGGGGAAUCUUUCAGCUCCUUCAGCACUUAAGAGUGACUUGUUUAAUCCUAUCCAGAUGCAACAGUUGCCGACUGUUAGCCCUCACAUGCUACAAGAUAAUUUUCCAACCUCACAAGAUGUUAUGGACCAUAUAUUUGAUACAAGCGCAAGACCAUGUAAAUAUGACAAUGUAUGGAAUGCAAGGUACAGCAACCUGUGGAUAGAUCCUGCUGAAGAGCCAUGCUUACUGAAUGGUUCUACUGACCUUGAUAAGAUACUUGAGGGCGAUAUCCCCUUCAUUGAUGAUGAAAUGAAUUCAAUCUCACACCCUACUGAUGUGAUUCAUAGGUUGACCUCUGAACAGAUUGCCUUAUCAAAUGCAUUUGUGAAGGAUGCAGAACACGGUGACUAUGAUCUUUGUAAAGUCAGUGAUGUGACAAAUCAGGAAUUUGAAAAGGAGCAUGCUGAUAUAAAUGGCAGAUUUGUUAAUUUCCCCAUUGACUCGGAGCUACACAAAAUACUUGGGCUUCAUUUUAGUACUGAACAUGAUGACUGUGUAAUGGCUGCUGCUACUCCAAAAGCUGAUGAACAAAGAAGCUCCACUGCCAUCUGCCAAGCAGCAGGACCUGAAUUUAAUGGGCCAUUGAUUGAGGAAUCUAAUGCAUGGUUUGCAAAAGAAAGUGAUGCAGAUUAUCUCUUGGAUGCAUUAUUAGCCAACUUACAGCAUCCAAAUAAUAACUCAUUUGAGACAUUCAGAUGUAUGAAAUCAUGCAGUAACUCAUCAGAAGGGUGUAUGGAUUCUUGCCUGACAUACUGCAGAAAUGAACAGAGUCCCCUCAAUUUGAGAGAUUCAUCUCCAUCAAAUCAUGAACUGCUUACAUUUGUCUCUGAGAAUGAAGGGUCCGCGAGUACUCCUACUGAUUCUCCAUCCAAGAGCAUUGGUAUGUUGAUCAACAAAAAGCAGAACAGUUGCCUGGCCGGGGACAAAAAUGACAGGGGCCCAAAGUCAUCGCAGACUAACAAAAGACGAAGAGGUAACAAACUUCACCAACCAAGGCCUAGGGACAGACAGUUGAUCCAAGACCGAGUUAAGGAGUUGCGGGAGCUAAUUCCUGAUGGAUCAAAGUGCAGCAUUGAUGCACUUCUGGAUAGAACUGUAAAGCACAUGUUGUUUCUUAAAAGUGUUUCCAGUCAAGCUGAAAAAUUGAGGAUGUCUGCAAUUCCAAAGGUUACAGGUGAGGAUUGGAACUCUGAAAUUUCUCAAACUCGGCAAAAUGGAGCCACUUGGGCUUAUCAACUGAGAUGCCAGUCUGAAAUUUGCCCUCUCAAAGUUGAAAACCUUGACCAGCCAGGCCAAAUCCUUAUAGAGAUGCUAUGUGAAGAAUAUGGGCUCUUUUUAGAGAUUGCUCUGGUUAUCAGACGUCUGGAAUUGAUUAUCCUUAAGGGGGUUCUAGAAAGCAGAUCAGACAAGCUGUGGGCUCACUUCAUUAUUGAGGCUUCCAGAGGUUUCCACCGAAUGCACAUUCUUUGGCCGCUAAUGCAGUUACUGCAGCGCAAUCCCAAAGCAAGUUCUGGUUGCCUGGCGAGCAUGUGAGUGCUCCAGAUUUGUGAUCGUCUGUUGACUAAAGUAAGCCACUUUUAUUAAGGUGACAUGAACAAUUUUUACAAACUAUUCUGUGUAAUUCAUAACUGAUAUAGAGAGAUGGCUUUGAAGUUGUAUAAAUUAUUGUAGAAAAUAAGUAAGCAACUGCACCCUAAA
This is a messenger RNA of Elaeis guineensis (African oil palm), 3851 nucleotides long. RefSeq names its product transcription factor LHW. The record is from RefSeq and is a predicted model, not a curated record. Gene Ontology annotation, molecular function: protein dimerization activity; DNA-binding transcription factor activity. NCBI's taxonomy places the organism in Eukaryota, Viridiplantae, Streptophyta, Magnoliopsida, Arecales, Arecaceae. Gene Ontology annotation, biological process: regulation of DNA-templated transcription.